AAGCUCCGGCGCCAUCUUGGCCGUGUGGUCGCGGGGCGGAGGAGGAAGGCGGGUGACUUGUGGCUGCUCGCGCUGCCGCCGCCAUUUUGUCGCGGUCGUUUUAGUCGGAGUGCGGCGGGAGCGGGCGGAGGGCGCCGGAAUCCAGCCCCACACCCCGCCCUCACCCGCUAGCCAGCCCCCACCGGAGACCUGGCGACCGUCUGCUUCGAUUCUCUUGAUCUGAAGAUGGCUGCACAGUCAGCACCGAAGGUUGUGCUAAAGAGCACCACCAAGAUGUCUCUGAACGAGCGCUUUACUAACAUGCUGAAGAACAAACAGCCGAUGCCAGUGAAUAUUCGGGCUACCAUGCAGCAGCAGCAGCAGCUAGCCAGUGCCAGAAACAGAAGACUGGCCCAGCAGAUGGAGAAUAGACCUUCUGUCCAGGCUGCUCUGAAGCUCAAACAGAAGAGCUUGAAGCAACGCCUCGGUAAAAGCAACAUCCAGGCCCGACUGGGCCGGCCAGCGGGACCGCUCGCUCGGGGGGCCAUGGGGGGAAGAGGACUGGCCAUGGGGCAGAGAGGCUUGCCACGAGGAGCCAUGCGUGGUGGCAGGGGAGCAAGAGCUCUGCUGAGAGGAGGAAUCCCACUCAGAGGGCAGAGCCUGCUUCGUGGAGGACGAGGCAUAUCCCCCAGGAUGGGCCUGAGACGAGGGGGCCUUAGAGGCCGUGGUGGCCCGGGCAGAGGUGGGCUGGGCAGAGGCGCCAUGGGCCGCGGGGGACUCGGGGGCCGAGGUCGUGGCAUGGCAGGCCGGGGACGAGGGGGCUUUGGAGGCCGCGGCAGAGGCAGAGGACGAGGAAGAGGAUCGGCACGUCCUGCCUUGACCAAGGAGCAGCUGGACAACCAGUUAGAUGCUUACAUGUCUAAAACGAAAGGACACCUCGAUGCUGAGCUGGAUGCUUACAUGGCUCAGACAGACCCAGAAACAAAUGACUGAAGGUCGUUGCCAGAGACUGUUGUCAAAGUUCGUGUGUUAUGUCGAUGCCCAUAAGCUAAAACAAGAAACCCCGAUUCACGCUGGAAGGACCCACAGGAGCAGAGAGCGGCCCUCUUCUCCUCAGAGAUCACUUUAUCUGUUCCUUUAACAUUUUGAUACUCUGUUGUAUGAAACUUUUUUUUUAUAUAUAUAUAUUUUUUUUCCCCCUUUCCCCACAUCUUCAGAAUGUGACUGUGACAGAUCUGCAGUUAAUUAAUCCCUGGUAGGUGAAGUGCUCCUCCAUGCCAACAUUUCCUGAUUACAUCCAUUCUGAGCUCUGUGGUUGCCUUUUGGGAUGGGCCCUGUCCCCAGGUGUGACCUAACGGCUGAGUUCACAUGAGCAGUUCAGUCUUUAACCGAUCUGAAGCAAAAAGCCACUUCCCAGCCCAGGGCAAAGAGCUGGGUUGGGGUUAGUUCUAGUGCUCUCUAUAGACACCAGUAUUGUUUCACACCAAACCUUCCUUUUCUGUUGGUAGCCUGUUAAUGCCUAGUGCAAGGCACUUCCCAGGUUGAAGACUUCCUUGAUUUAGGGUUUUGUUGUUUUUAGAUAAAAGUUACCGUUUCUUCAUUUUUUUUAAGCAGAUGGCGCCAGUGCUUUGUGCAUCUGUGAGAAAGCAAAAUGUUCAUUUGAAGGGAUUGGAAUCAGGAAUGUCAAAGCUACAGCGUGGUAGAACUGUCUCUCCAAAAACCCAAACCACACGGGGUCCAAAGUUCAUCUGUUACCGCUUGGUGUAACCAAAACCGUGUCCUCUGGUUAUCCCUCCUGCCUGCGCUUCCCCAGGGCGUUUGGGAAGGGGCCUGUUGCUCCCUGCCCCCUUCCCUUCUCCCCGCCGAGUUCAGCCAUCCUGUGAACUGUUCCACUCUGAAUGGAAUCUUGUAUUUCUGGUUUGUUGUUAAAGGAGAAAUGAUUAUAAAAGCAA
Molecule: messenger RNA, 1931 nt
Organism: Colius striatus (speckled mousebird)
Lineage: Eukaryota; Metazoa; Chordata; Aves; Coliiformes; Coliidae
Gene: CHTOP
Product: chromatin target of PRMT1
Exons: 6
Coding region: 226-972 (248 amino acids)
Source: RefSeq, a predicted model, not a curated record